AUGCACAGAGUUCCUCUGUUUAUUUCAAAUAAUAUCAACCAAUUAGGAUUGAAACCUGAAGAUUUAAUCUCAAAUGGGAUUAUUAAUGAAAUAGAACUCGAAAGAAAGUUCCCAAUCUUCUACAACAAUUUAAUCAAAGUUGGACUGGUUAAGAAAACCAAGAUCAUAAAAUAUGUUGAAAUGUCAGAGGAUACUUGUGCAUUUAUUAAUAAUUUUUUUAAAUACAACAAAGUUGAAGUUCCACUUUCUGUUGGACUUGAACAAAGCUUUUAUCAUGAACUGUUGGGUAUGAUGCUCAAAAUAUUAAUAGAAGAAAACAUUAAAGUGAUUGAUGAAUUAGAAGACAUUAUCUGCUCUAAAGAUAUCUGUUCGUCAUUUACACCUGAUACUUCAGACAUUUUUUAUACCUUUAGUACAACAAAUUAA
This is a messenger RNA of Entrophospora sp. SA101, 426 nucleotides long. Lineage: Eukaryota; Fungi; Glomeromycota; Glomeromycetes; Entrophosporales; Entrophosporaceae. The record is from the annotation of a GenBank genome assembly.